AUGUCUCUAGCGAUCUCUGAGAAGUUCCAGCACAUCUUGCCAGUACUCAACACCAACAUCGAUGGGCAGCAGAAAAUAGCUUUCGCCAUUACUGCCUUUAAGGGUGUGGGGCGGAGAUAUGCUCAUGUGGUGUUGAGGAAAGCAGACAUUGACCUCACCAAGAGGGCUGGAGAACCCACGGAGGAUGAGGCGGAGCGUGUGAUCACCAUUAUGCAGAACCCACUACAGUACAAGACCCCAGACUGGUUCUUGAGCAGACAGAAGGAUGUGAAGGGUGGGAAGUACAGCCAGGUUCUGGCCAAUGGUCUAGACAACAAGCUGUGUGAGGACCUGGAGCUGCUGAAGGAAAUUCGAGCCCAUAGGGGGCUGUGCCUCUUCUGGGACCUUUGUGUCCGCGGUUAG
Molecule: messenger RNA, 402 nt
Organism: Rattus rattus (black rat)
Lineage: Eukaryota; Metazoa; Chordata; Mammalia; Rodentia; Muridae
Product: 40S ribosomal protein S18-like
Exons: 1
Coding region: 1-402 (133 amino acids)
Biological process (GO): translation
Cellular component (GO): cytosol; small ribosomal subunit; ribosome
Molecular function (GO): structural constituent of ribosome; RNA binding
Source: RefSeq, a predicted model, not a curated record